Rhizoctonia solani is the source of this 1209-nucleotide messenger RNA. RefSeq names its product Retrotransposable element Tf2 protein. The record is from RefSeq and is a predicted model, not a curated record. Bases 1 to 1209 code for a protein of 402 amino acids. Lineage: Eukaryota; Fungi; Basidiomycota; Agaricomycetes; Cantharellales; Ceratobasidiaceae. The transcript has 3 exons.
AUGUCUAUAGAACCCUUGUUUUGUGCAGCCCUGCAAACCAAUAAAUCACCACUGCUCACUAUAGACAUAGAAGGAAUCACAGACACUCAAACUGCUUUGAUUGAUUCUGGUUCUUCUGCUAACUUCAUUGAUCCCCAAUUUGCCUGUUCUCACAACAUUCCACUCAUUGAAUUGGAUUCCCCACGCUCUGUCAUUGGCAUUCAUGGCAAACAAGUCCAAAACCCCAUCCGCUUCAAGGCUUGGUUAGUCUUUAGCUCUCAAAACAGGCAAUUUUCCGCCAUCUUCUAUGCUCUUCCCCUUGGAAACAGAAACCUCAUCCUUGGAACCCCAUGGCUCAAAUUGGCUAAUCCAGACAUUGAUUGGACCACCAUGAAAGUUUCACUCUGCUUAGCUACAGAAGCACAAGCUGGCAGCAUCAACCCUGAGCCUCAGAACCUCCCUGUUGAAUUCCAGGAGUUCCAGAAAGUGUUCAGUGAAGAGUUCUUUACCACACUGCCAGAACAUUGCCCCUAUGACAUUGCUAUUGACCUGGAAGAAGACAAACAGCCUCCCUAUGGCCCUAUCUAUUCUAUGACCCCUGCAGAGAGAGAAGCACUCAAGGAACACAUUGACUCAGAACUUGCAGCUGGGAAGAUUGUGCCAACCACCUCACCAGCAGGAGCUCCACUAAAUGCCAUCACAAUCAAGGACACAUAUGCACUACCCAGACAGGACAAGCUGAUUGAGAAAUUGCGCCAUGCUAAGAUCUUCACAAAGCUGGAUUUGAGGAAUGGAUAUCACAACAUCAGAAUCAAGGAAGGAGAUGAAUGGAAGGCUGCAUUUUGCACUGCCCUUGGUCACUUUGCUCCCACAGUCAUGCAAUUUGGCCUUAGCAACGCCCCAGCUGUGUUUAUGCGCUUCAUGAACAACAUAUUCCAUGAUUUACUUGACAUCUCUGUGGUUGUGUAUUUGGAUGACAUCUUGAUCUUCUCAAACUCAAGAGAAGAGCAUGUGGAACACGUCAAGGAAAAGUCCUACAUUGGUCUUGUGAUUACUCCUGAGGGCAUCUCCAUGGAAAAGGACAAGGUGCAAGCAAUCAUGGAUUGGCUUGAACCCCAAAAUGUGAAACAGGUGCAAUCAUUCCUAGGUUUUGCAAACUUCUACCGUUGCUUUGUUCCCAACUUCUCUUGCUUAGCACGCCCUGUCCUGGACAUCCUUAAGGGGCGUUGA